Merops nubicus (carmine bee-eater) is the source of this 623-nucleotide messenger RNA. RefSeq names its product heat shock 70 kDa protein 12A-like. NCBI's taxonomy places the organism in Eukaryota, Metazoa, Chordata, Aves, Coraciiformes, Meropidae. The annotation marks the transcript as partial. The transcript is spliced from 5 exons. The record is from RefSeq and is a predicted model, not a curated record.
AUGCAGUUUCCACAUCUGCUUACUCAUCACCAGCCAAAAGUUUGGGAGACCCUGGAAUAACUCCACUGUCUCCAUCACAUAUUGUGAAGGACUCUGAUGCAGACGAUGCUGUAGAACAGUUAUAUCUUGUUGUUGUGGCUAUUGAUUUUGGCACAACAUCCAGUGGCUACGCCUACAGCUUCACCAAGGAACCAGAAUGUAUUCAUGUAAUGAGACGAUGGGAAGGUGGAGAUCCAGGAGUAUCCAAUCAGAAGACACCAACCACUAUCCUCCUAACACCAGAGAGGAAGUUUCAUAGCUUUGGGUAUGCAGCAAGAGAUUUCUACCAUGACUUGGAUCCUACUGAAUCAAAGCACUGGUUGUAUUUUGAAAAGUUUAAGAUGAAGCUACAUACCACUGGUAAUCUUACCAUGGAGACAGACCUGACAGCUGCAAAUGGCAAAAAAGUCAAAGCACUUGAGAUAUUUGCUUAUGCUCUGCAAUACUUUAAGGAACAGGCACUAAAGGAGCUCAGUGACCAAGGAGGCUCAGACUUUGAAAACACUGAAGUAAGAUGGGUCAUUACAGUGCCUGCCAUUUGGAAGCAACCUGCAAAGCAGUUUAUGAGACAAGCUGCCUACAAG